AUGCCCAUCCCACUGCUUGCCGAACAUGGCCUGCCACCAGAGGACUGGGCCUUCGUUCCUUUCGCUGUGCGUACUUCCUUUGCGGCGUAUGCGCAGCGACGGCCCCGGGAGGCGCCUCGCGAGAUCUUGGCUCCCCAAGCCGUUCCAGAGACGAGGUCAAAGGCUUACUCCGAUCCUCCAGAAAUGGCAGGUCUGAAAGCGGACCCCUCGGCCAACGAGCUCCGAAGCCCGGAGCCUGUUGCCGUGCCAGCUUCGCAAGGCCCUCCGGCCCGGGCCUGGAAGGGGCCACUAGAACUGAUGGAGGUGAAGGAGGAGCUGGAGAGCAGGGGUCCAGCAACCUCAAGGAAAGCGCCCAUGCCAGCACCUGCCCCUGGCGCAGCAGGACCAGGCGAAGACCGCCAGAGUCCGACGCGGGCGAAUCGAGUGAAAGUCAUACCUGCCAAGUACGGCGCACCACUCCCGGCUCCACCACCGGCACUGACGGCGGUUGCACCGCCUGAGCCCGAAUUUCGGAAGGCCAGCCCUGUGCCCCAGCCGCGCCCGCUGGGCGCGGUGCCCGUCCCCUUGCCCAGCCCGGGUCCGAGUGGCUCGGCUGCCCCGGCCGUCGUGGCGCCGAAAGCGCCCAGCUUCGCCAAGCAGAGAGCUAUCCAGGGCCCGGCUCCGAGGACAGCGACAGGGUCUGCAAAUCUUCUGUUCAUGGCAACGGCUGUGACCUCGCUGCUUCCCGAGGAGACGGAUGUGAAGAUUAUGCUAAAUACUGCUGGCAUCUGCUGGCACCCGCAGAAGUGCUCCGCUCAGAUCACAGCUCCGAAUCCGUGGGUGGGAGCGAUCGUGGUUGAUGCUGAUGGCAACGUGGUCGGCGAGGGCUUCCACAAGUGUCGCCGGCAUGCUUCGUCGGUCGCGGCCGCGGAGUGUGCCGCACACGCCGAAAAACGUCUCUCGCGAGAGACGAUCUUCAUGUCUCAGUUUGCCAGGGGCCCUGGCUGCCCGCAUGCGGAGGUGGAAGCCUUUCGGGAUGCAGAGGCCAAUGGUGUCACGGACUUCUCUGAGACAACUAUUUACAGUACGCUGGAACCCUGUCAUCGCGGACCGGGCAAGCGCACCGGGCCCUGCGACGAGCUGGUGGUCUCGAAGGGCGUGAAGAGAUGUGUGAUAGGCCACGUUGACCCCGACGAGAACUUUGGUGGUGCUGGUGUGAAGUUCAUUCGCGAUGCUGGGAUCCAGGUAGAUGUGGGCAUUGCGGAGGAGCCAGUUCGCCGUUCCUUCCGGAGUUAUUUACACCACCGUCGGACAGCAAGGCCGUAUGUUGUCCUGAAGAUUGCGACCAGCUUGGAUGGCCGAGUGGCAUGCGCAGACAAGACCUCCCAGUGGAUCACCCAGGCACCAGCAAGACAGGACGCACACCGGCUUCGUGCCGAGUCGCAAGCAGUGCUUGUUGGCAGCGGCACGGCUCUUGCCGACAGGCCGAGUCUCACCGUUCGGUUAGACGGAGAGCCGGCCCCUGUGAAGCCACCUCUGCGUGUGGUCCUGGACUCGAAAGGCCAAGUGACCGAUGGUCCGCUGAUGGAGACCUCCGCCGCGCCUACGCUCAUCUUCACGAGCCGUGAGCGCUGCAGCGAGAUGGCGAAGCAGAGGCCGCCUCGCCCGUUGCAAAAAGCGACUGCUGCAUGGUUCUGGCACACGUGA
Symbiodinium sp. CCMP2456 is the source of this 1686-nucleotide messenger RNA. NCBI's taxonomy places the organism in Eukaryota, Dinophyceae, Suessiales, Symbiodiniaceae. The record is from the annotation of a GenBank genome assembly.